Molecule: messenger RNA, 1674 nt
Organism: Ruditapes philippinarum (Manila clam)
Lineage: Eukaryota; Metazoa; Mollusca; Bivalvia; Venerida; Veneridae
Exons: 4
Coding region: 475-1203 (242 amino acids)
Source: RefSeq, a predicted model, not a curated record
UUUAUUACUAAUGAUUAGUAAGUGUUGAUCAAACGGCUGCACCUUUCUUAACCAAUUUUUGUAAAUUUGUAUUUUUUUUAAAUGCUUACUGCAAGUAUGGUUCAAACUACAGUACAAUACAAUACAAUCUGGGUCAGUAACAUUUAGAAAUAUACUUUAUAUCUGUCACGGUCUGCUGUGUUGCACAUUUCAAGCAGACCGGAACAGAUAUAAAGUAUAUUUCUAUAUUGUUAAUGACCCAAAUACCUGUGUAGUAUAAAUUUUGUAGUUUGAACUAUUUGCCAACUAACAACCGCCUAAUAUGACGAAAUAUUGAUCAGCAGACUUUUAUUGUAUUAUGGUUUUGUGAAAGAAUAUAUUUACGUGGUAAAUGUUUAAGUUCAGAAAUAAAGACGGAAUGUUUAAUCGAUUGCAUUGUUUUUCUUCUGUAUCCAAAGUCAUUUGGAUUUAAAGUAGAUAUGUAACUGAAAAGCCAUGUUUUCUCCUGAAAAGUCAAAGCGGAAGGGUGGUAUAGAAAGACUGAAGUACAGUUCAGGAGCUCAACUGUUUUUUGGGGUAGGACUGGUAGUGUGUGCCAUUGUUGCCACUUCAAAACAUGCAGAAAUAAAAGAUAUUUUUACAGCAUACUUUGUUGGGGGAUAUACAUGUGGUAUUGUGGGUGCAGUAGCAGGUGCUUUUGGCAUUUACACCACGUAUAAAGCUUUGUUGUACGACGGCGAAGAUGUUAUCGUUCUUCAAAAAGAAGUACGUUGUCAAGUGACUACAAACAUGAUUUUGGGAUACAUUGUAUUCCUCCCUGCAGUAUCUGGAAUCAUGAUGGAUGUAGUAUAUCUUGUAAAUAUUGAGGGGGAGAAAAAGAUCCAUUUUAUUCUAGCUGUGUGUAUUUUGACGGGGAUCUGUUUACUUUUAGUUGCAACAAUUAUAUCCCUCACAUCAUCGGGGAUAUGUUGCCAGUGCGAGGAAUAUAACCAAAGAAUGAUGCAAACUUACCCGUCAACGGUCGAUGGAAACCAUUUUUUUCAAGGCCAAACAGCUUUUGGUCAACUGAAUGGCGGACAGCCACCUUUCAAUACUGGAGGACUCGCAACGUCAAACCCGUCUUCUAAUCCGGUAUCACAAGGCAAUUUCGGAAUGAGCCAGCAGCAGCCUACAUCUUUUGGAAUACAGCAGAACAAUUUUACAGCUCCGUCUUAUUCCCACUGAAAAUAGUCGUAAUAAUACUCAAGGUUUUUAUUCUGCCGAAAAACAAAACAAAAAAAAAACGACCAAUCCCUUCUUUUACUACAAAUGGCCAUCGCCUUAUCUUAAAUGUCAAUCGCUUCACCGCUGUCUUAUUUAUCUUUGAUCUUUACUGACAAUAAUUACACCAAUGUAUCAUACAGUAAUAGCAAUAGUUUCACAUGACACUAGCUCCACUUAUGAUAUAUAAGUCUAGUUUCACCUAUGUUUUGCAGCAUUUAUUGCUUAUAAUCGAUCUUUUAGAUGCUGUACAUGUAUUUGUAAGAUUAUUUCGAAAGGAAAGAAACACUGCGGUACUAAAUAUAGGUAAGGAUUGAGCAAACACAAAAAUUGAUCUAGGGUUAUUUUAUCCAGCAGCCAUUUUUAUGACAUUUUGUGAUUUGUAAAACUAUUAAAAUGUAUUUAAUUAACGUUUGAACUUUAUGUAUAAGGAAA